Messenger RNA from Aspergillus aculeatinus CBS 121060, 1059 nucleotides. RefSeq lists its product as uncharacterized. The record is from RefSeq and is a predicted model, not a curated record. NCBI's taxonomy places the organism in Eukaryota, Fungi, Ascomycota, Eurotiomycetes, Eurotiales, Aspergillaceae. The transcript is spliced from 7 exons. Bases 1 to 1059 code for a protein of 352 amino acids.
AUGCCUCCCUUUGUUCACAAUUCUCUGGGACCAGAAAUGACUGAGGGUGUUGGGAUACCCAAGUUAGAAGCCAAGCUUCACGAGCUUUUUGGCAAGUACAUCCGCGUCACGCUUAGCGGCGACUUUUAUGUUUUUGAUGCCCCCAGACAAGUCACGCGGUCCAGCCCCGAGAAUCCCAAGACCCAUGUCUUCCACGCCGAUGACAACAACAGCAACCACCCCAUGCUGUUCAUCCACAGCUAUUCAUUGGAGCGGUAUAUCACUACAUCCUCAAAGCCGCGCCUGCGCAUAGUGCACACUAGCCUUUCUGCGCCCGUGCAGCAAGAGCUGUUCACCUUUAUCGACUCGGCCUUUUUCAAUCUUGCCCUUGCAUUCGGAGGAAAGCCGAUGCAGGCCGCGGGGUCAUGCGAAUUCGGCCACGACUCGAUAGAUGCAUUGCUCGUGCAUAUGCUACCCCUGUACGACGAUGAUGACGAGGAGAUCCAGCGUCGCUCUGUACUUGAUCCCCAGAACGUCGGAGAUAAAGUCUCCUCCUUGGCUGUACGGCUCACGGUCACGUUGCAGACGGUGCAGCAGCUCAGCCACGUGUACCGGUUGUUGCAUCAUCCCGAGCCAAGUGUUCCGCCAGUGUUAGACUGUUACACCUUUGCCGAUGAGCUUUCCAGUUACGAGGCCGAUCUGACCGCUAGCCUCCACGGCGCGCGAAUUUUGGAGAAUGAGCUGCAAGGAAUUGCAAAUUCGCUCUCCGUCGCCGUGAACUUCAAGGUGAACAGACAGAUGCUCAAGCUGGGCACCGAGUCAUUCGACGAUAGCUCAACAGUGAAGUCCAUGACGCUAGUCGCGCUGAUCUAUCUCCCUGCGAGCUUUGUGUCUUCAAUUCUCGGGAUGAACCUUUUCGACUUCGAUGGCGGAGGCCAGGGCGGCUUUACCAUCUCCAAGCAGUUCUGGAUCUUUGUCGUCCUGGCGGUGCCCCUGACUCUCCUCACACUAGCCUCCUGGUAUGUGAUUGCCCGGCGGACUCGCAAAGCCCGCGAACGGAAGACGGAAGAAGAGGGGUAA